AUGGCUACAACCAAAGACUCAGAGAAGGGUGGCUCCUUUUCGAAGGAUCCGGGGAACAGAUACAGCAUUUCGCGGGAUCGCAGAGCAAGCUCGAAGGGCAACAUCGACACGAUUGUUGCGGCUGAUCUUCUCGAUGAUCGCUUUCAGCAGACUCAGAGGGGACUCAAGAGUCGACAUGCUCAGAUGAUUGCACUGGGAGGCACCAUCGGUACCGGUCUCUUUGUUGGAUCUGGUCAGACUCUUGCCCGAGGCGGACCGGCUUUCAUCCUGACCUGCUACAUCGUUAUCACUUUAUCUGUCUACUGCGUGGUCACUGCCAUCACCGAAGUCGCAACAUAUCUACCUGUCCAUGGCGGAACGAUGUCAUACUAUGGUUAUCGCUAUGUUUCCCGCAGCAUGGGUUUUGCGAUGGGCUACCUCUAUUGGUAUGCGCUUGGCAUUCUCGUUCCGUACGAGAUCACCGCCGCAGGCCUGGUCAUUCAAUAUUGGGAUCCAGAUGCAAGCAUCAACAUUGCCAUAUGGAUCACUGUCAUGAUCAUUGUCAUAGUCGGAUUGAAUUUCAUGCCUGUCAGAGUGUACGGCGAAACGGAAUUCUGGUUUGCAGGAACAAAAGUUGUCUUACUGGUAGGAUUGCUAUUUUUGGGCUUCAUCCUCUUUUGGGGAGGAGGUCCUGAACAGGACGGCAUCCUCGGUUUUGCUUAUUGGGUAAAUCCAGGGGCAGCCAAUACUUUUAUACUCGAAGGCAGCACAGGCUAUUUUAUAUCCUUCUGGCAAACAAUGAUUUUGUCAGUCUUUCCGUUUGUUUUCGCACCGGAGUUGCUUAUUGUGACUGGAGGCGAAAUGGAAAGCCCAAGACGAAACCUCCCGAAAGCAUCAAAGCGCUACUUCUACCGCUUGGUCUUCUUCUACGUCUUUGGCGUUCUCGUGAUUGGCGUCACCUGUCGGUCCAAUGACCCGGCUCUGACAAAUGGUGGCCAGGGUGCUGGCUCCUCGCCUUUCGUCAUCGGUAUCAAGAACGCUGGCAUUCCGGUUUUGGAUAGUAUCGUCAAUGCCGUCAUUAUUCUGUCUGCGUGGAGUUCGGGCAACAGUUUCCUCUACAUAUCUUCCCGGUCGCUUUACUCUCUGGCCGUGUCAGGCUCAGCACCAAAGGUCUUCAAGACUUGCUCAAAAAGGGGUGUUCCAUACUAUGCAGUUGGCGUAUCGUCAGUAUUCACGGUCCUCGCUUACCUCAAUGUUGCCAGCUCCGGCAGCAAGGUGUUCAACUGGUUCGUCAACUUGGUCAAUACUGCAGGAUUUAUAAGCUGGAUCUGUUGCGCCAUCGUCUUUCUACGUUUUCGCAAGGCAAUCAAAACUCAGGGUAAGACUGUUCCCUACUCCUCAUUCGUGCAGCCAUGGGGAGCAUGGUGGGUGCUUGGCUGGUUCUCGUUCCUCCUCCUUAUCAACGGCUUCGCCACGUUCUUCCCACAGAAUUGGGACGUUGCAGAUUUCUUUACGGCUUAUAUUAGCAUCAUCAUUUUCGCGCUACUAUACUUUGGACACCGAAUUGUCUUUAGGUAUGACAAAUGGGCUUGGUCACCAUCCGAGGUCGAUCUUCUUACGGGCAUGGACGAGGUGGAGGAAGCAGAGCGCCCGCCACCGGUGCUUGAUACGUGGUGGAAGAAGGUCAAAUCAAUUCUUGAGUGA
Messenger RNA from Endocarpon pusillum Z07020, 1683 nucleotides. RefSeq lists its product as uncharacterized. Gene Ontology annotation, molecular function: amino acid transmembrane transporter activity. The record is from RefSeq and is a predicted model, not a curated record. Lineage: Eukaryota; Fungi; Ascomycota; Eurotiomycetes; Verrucariales; Verrucariaceae. Gene Ontology annotation, cellular component: membrane. The transcript is spliced from 2 exons. Gene Ontology annotation, biological process: amino acid transmembrane transport. The coding region runs from base 1 to 1683 and encodes 560 amino acids.